This is a messenger RNA of Impatiens glandulifera, 1407 nucleotides long. RefSeq names its product UPF0481 protein At3g47200-like. The transcript has a single exon. NCBI's taxonomy places the organism in Eukaryota, Viridiplantae, Streptophyta, Magnoliopsida, Ericales, Balsaminaceae. Bases 1 to 1407 code for a protein of 468 amino acids. The record is from RefSeq and is a predicted model, not a curated record.
AUGGCUUCUUCUUCCUCCUCGGAUGCCUCGAGACUAGCAAAUACUAUUAGGAAAGACUUAGCGGAUUUGCCUCUUGUGAAUCCUUCUGCCUCCAUUUACAAGGUCCCCAAGGAACUCCAAACGGGAAAUGAAAAGUACUUCACUCCGAAGACGGUAUCUAUUGGCCCUCUACACGUCGAAACACAAAGCUCCAUGCAUGUGAUCAAGACACGAUAUUUGAAUUCCUUCAUUUCCCGGCUCCCUCAAGGCGUGCUCUUGGAGGAUGUCAUCCGUGUGUUACAAGGCUUGGAGGAAAGUGCUCGGGGUUGUUACGCCGAGAAUAUAUCAUUAACUUGUGACGAGUUUAUAAGGCUCAUGUUAAUUGACGGAUGCUUCAUCCUUCAAUUACUAUGGAGGUAUGGAAACAAGAAAGAGGCGGAUCAAGGUGAUCCAAUAUUCCUCAAAGGCCGGGCAAAAUGGGCUAUGUUGUAUAACUUGCAACAAGAUCUAUUGUUACUAGAAAAUCAACUUCCUUUCUUCGUUCUUUUUUCCCUAUACGAAUUAAUCCUUGUUCAAGAAUGCAAUCCUCGUCAAGCGUUGGUUGAUUCUGUCAUCAACUUCUUUGACAGCAUUGCUCCGACUAAAAAGCUUCGCCCCGUCACCAACGUGGAGCCCAAACAUCUCCUCGACUUGGUGAUGUUCUCCUUGUUCCCUCGUCCAUCCCUUGAACCGGAUUCCUUGCAUGGAGUGAACAACCCUCCCGAGAGUCCCUUGAAUGUCGAAGCCUUACCAAAAAUAGGAAAAAGUCUAGAGAAUUCUGUUGACAUCGAUAGAGUCUUUCUAGAAACGUCGAACCAUCGAGAGAAUUCUGUGGAUGUCAGAAGUGCGUCAGAGCUAGAUCUAUCGGGAGUUAGAUUCACCAAGUGUAUUAAGGAAAACAGUUACCUGAAUGAUAUAACGUUUCGUGAUGGGGUGUUAUAUGUCCCAACCGUGGUCCUCCUUGACUCGACCGCUUCAUUGUUUUGGAAUCUGUUGGCAUUGGAGCAAUGCUCUGAUUCUAAGGAAUAUGGAUGUGUAUUCAUAUCCUAUAUUAGUUUCAUGGAUAACCUCAUAUGCGAUAACAAGGAUGUGGAGAUAUUCACGAGGAAUGACUUGUUGUUGUCGUGGGUAAAUGAUGCCAAGGAGUUUCUCUUGCUCUUUAACCAUUUGGCUUUGGCUGCCGACAUGGAUGGCAUAAACGAAUUCUCAGAAAUUUCUCGACAACUCGAAAGAUACUGCCGAAGCAACGUCCAUCCACUUCGAGCUUAUAUAGCGCGCAACUACUUCGAGGUGAGAUGGGAUUUGAUGAACACGGUGAUGCUCUUUAUUUUUACAGUAACGCAGACUAUUUUCGCCAUCCUUGACUAUAAUAGAAAAGGUAAAAAAUGA